UGAAGACCAGACAAGGACACUUCUGUUAACCAACUGCCGUUGAAGUCCGAUCAAGCAAGGAAAUGGUUUCUGCAAUGUUGAAUGGCAAGAAGUUGUUUAAGACCCUCUCUCUCAUCCUCGUGGGUAUGUUUCUUUCUUUUUUCUUUUGGGGAACUGACUCUGACUGGCAGUCAGUGUCUGAUCUCAGAAUACCACAGCAGUUCUCUAUUGACCUGCCAGGCUGCUCAGCUAUCAUCACCGGAGACACAGGGGGCAGGCAAAUUGAAUUAGAAGUGCUCCUGGCUUCCAGGAAAAGAAAGAAUAGCUUAUCUGAGGACUAUUACCUCAAUCAGACAAAAGACUGUCCAGCUUACAUUGAAAAGAGAGGUUUCAUUACGAUGCCUCUCAGUAAAGAAGAGAAGGAUUUUCCCAUUGCCUACUCCAUGGUGAUCCAUGAGAAGAUUGAGAUGUUUGAGCGACUUCUGCGAGCUAUUUACACUCCUCAGAACAUCUACUGUGUGCAUGUGGACAAGAAAUCCUCACAAGAAUUUAAGAUGGCUGUGGAGGCAAUUGUUUCCUGCUUGCCUAACGUGUUUGUAGCCACUAGAUUAGAAAGAGUGAUAUAUGCCUCAUGGUCCCGGGUGCAGGCAGAUUUGAACUGCAUGAGAGAUCUGCUGAGCUCACAUGUCAAGUGGAGAUACAUGCUUAACACCUGCGGGACGGACUUCCCCAUCAAAACCAAUAGAGAGAUAAUUAAGGUACUGAAGGCCCUCAAUGGGAGAAACAGCAUGGAGUCUGAGACCACCAAUGACUACAAAAAGGGCCGUUGGCAGUAUCAUUACGAUGUCACUGACAGCGUCAUCAGGACAGACGUGAGGAAAAGUCCCCCACCCAUUAGCAGCCCCAUGUUCUCAGGAAAUGCUUACUUUGUGGUCACCAGAGCUUUUGUGAAACAUGUGAUGGAGGACAGAGAGGUUCAGAAACUUUUGGAGUGGGAGAAGGACACAUACAGCCCUGAUGAGCACUUGUGGGCCACGCUAAUGAGGAUGCCCUCCGUUCCCGGAUCACUGCCUGCUAGCAUCAAGUACGAUACGUCAGACAUGCAGGCCUUUGCUCGUGUGGUGAAGUGGAGCUAUGAAGCAGGAGAUGUGAGACAUGGGGCCCCGUACUAUCCUUGCACUGGUUCUUACAGAAGAGCAGUUUGUGUGUACGGAGCCGGUGACCUCAGUUGGCUCCUGAAACAAAAACAUGUCUUUGCAAAUAAGUUUGAUCCUGAGAUUGAUGAUAUUGCUAUUAGAUGUAUGGAGUCAGUUCUGCGUUUCAAAGCUUUAGGCCAAGCGCCACUGUUAAUAGAUCCAUAUUCCAUUUUGUGAAGCUUGCAUUAAUUUGACAGAUUAUAUGUAACAUAUAAGGGAACAGGUAAACAUAAUGGAAAAAAUAUUAAUUUAUCUAAGUACUGCUAAGGGUCUUUAACUUAAAAUAUUUUGCUCCUGUUAAGUUAUUUACUAAAAUACAAUCGAUCUUGCAAUUGUACAUAUUGUGUACUGUGUUGUUAGUGUUAGUGUUUUGUCAGUUAUUCAAUUUCUCAUCAUCUGUGAAUCUUAUUAUUAUUAUUACUGAAAGCACUUAACAUAUCUGGGUAGUACAAACCAUGAAUAUCAGCUAUAUUAUUAUUAUUAGGUUCUUACUUCUCUUGAAACCCUGUAAGACAAAUGCAAUAAUAUGUACUUUAAUAUGUACUGCAGAAGACCACAAUCAAUGUUGGUGCACAAAUUGCUUUCAUUAUCUGCACCACACCACUGUAUAUAUUGUAUACAUAUACUUACUGUACAUGUACAACUCUUUGGAUGUUCAUUUUUGCAAACCUCUGAACAACAUAUUACAAUCCAGUCAUGUGACGUGUUCAACAUUUGGGCUUAAAAUAAUAAUAAAAAUCCAUGGGAACUUAAGACACUCAUGCACCCAAUAUAUAGUAUUUAUAAUACCAUAUAUAUAUUUAUGUAUACUGUAACUGUUAUAUAGUGUCUUCUUCAACACCAUAGUUAUUACCUUUCUAAUGUUAUUUACUAAAAUACAAUCCAUCUUGUAAUGGAAUUAAAUAAUUGUCAGUUUUGUUAAAUUAUAAUUCAAUUUCUCAUCACCUCUGUAUUUUAAGAUUGUCAAGCUGUUCAUAUGGACCUGCAGCACCUGUGUGGCAGAACAUUUUUUAUUUCCAUGCCCAUGUUAACAUAUUACACUGUCCCACUUACCUUUUAAUGUGAUGCUUAUUUGAAUAUUGUCAAACAUGCUCCGUUUG
This is a messenger RNA of Morone saxatilis (striped sea-bass), 2275 nucleotides long. It is a transcript of the gene gcnt3, whose product is annotated as glucosaminyl (N-acetyl) transferase 3, mucin type. Gene Ontology annotation, molecular function: acetylglucosaminyltransferase activity. The transcript has a single exon. NCBI's taxonomy places the organism in Eukaryota, Metazoa, Chordata, Actinopteri, Moronidae. The record is from RefSeq and is a predicted model, not a curated record. Gene Ontology annotation, cellular component: membrane. The coding region runs from base 63 to 1352 and encodes 429 amino acids.